Molecule: messenger RNA, 5880 nt
Organism: Mycosarcoma maydis (corn smut)
Lineage: Eukaryota; Fungi; Basidiomycota; Ustilaginomycetes; Ustilaginales
Exons: 1
Source: RefSeq, a predicted model, not a curated record
CACAACCCCCACGAUCCAAAGCUCAAAGCCAUUCCCGUCUUCAAGUCCCGCCGCUCCUCGCUACUAGGCUCUGUUCUGAAAUCCAAACCCAAACCCAACCCCAAGCCCGACGCAUGCAAGCUCCCCCCACGCCCAUCCUCAUCCACAACCGUGCCACCCCACCUGCAAGAUCCCAGCGCACAAUCCCACCAUCAACACACAUGCUCCUUGCCCACAACCAUCUCUCCAGUCACGCUCCACAACCAAUCGCCUUCCAACCUAGCCGCAUCUCAGCACCACCACUACCACCCGCCCUCCUCCCUCCCGGACCGUGCCCAAGCGAGCCCCUCUGUUGCCCAGACCGCCCGCUCAUCUCCCUCGGCGUCAUCAUCCUGCCACAUCGACCAGCCCGACAAUCCUGCCUCUCCCUCUUCAUCCACAUACGCCAACCACCUCAACUCAGACUCGCUUCCUUCUGCGCAGCCUUGCCCUCCCUUGGUGGACGCUUCCUGCGGGUCUAUGCCUCUGGCUCGUUCCUCUGUCCAUGUCGACUCACUACGUUCUCUUGGCAUCUCGAAUCCAGAUCAGCCCAACCCUCUCUCUGCUACUCCUGCAGCGCAUCAAGCCCUCGCUGACACAUCGUCGCAGCAACGCACUGCUAUGGCACAAACGCUCCCCAGCGCCACCGAUUCAUCCUUGUCUAGCCUCGAUGCCUCGCAAUGCUUGCUUCCAAUCAUCACUCACACCCUCGCAUCCGCCGCUCGCACCGAUUCCAGCUCUCAGCCAGACGCUUCCUCCUCCGAACACACUGCAGACUCGAUUCUCUUGGAUGCGUCCUCACCUUUGCUCUCCAGACGAGAACCUUUGGCAACCUCGCCCGAUGCUAGCCUCGCCGAACAAAGAUUCAGUCCGUCCACACUCCCCUUUUCUGGCUCCACCUCGCCGUUUGUCACCUCCCCUCAGCGCUUUUCCAGCCUCGGUCGCAGCCAUGCUUCCCGUCCGCCGACCGACAUUGAGCUGCCCACCUCCUCGGCCCUCGCUCGUCCUCGCGCCCGCGACAUCAACGACGAACUUGAAUCAUUCCCCUCGCCUGACAGCCUCAGUUCCCGAACAGAGCGUCGGAUGAGCAUGCUCGACUUUCUCGCUGCUGAUCCAAACCUCGAUCCGACACCGCAACUCGCUCAAGCAAGUCUCUCUGCUGAGCAUCUCCCGCGUUCAGUACAACAAAUCUCUCAUCCUCGCGGCCAAACGUAUGCCAACGUGCCUCCAUCCAUGCCCCUCGUGCAAGCCAGCCGUCAAUCCCGGCUUGAAACCGCCCCUUUUCGCUCCAACACGCUGCAACCUAAAAAGAUUGACCUUUGCAACCAUGUGCGCGUCACCGUCGAACCGCUCGUCGACAGCCUCACCAUGUUUGGCUCCAUGCAGUCCAGCUCCAACUACUCGCUUGCAGGCGCUGUGGUCGUCGAGGUUCCAAAGCUCGUCGUGCCACGCCUCUCUUCCGUUGCUGCGGUAACUCGUGACGCGUCCAUCUCGGAUCAACUCUCUGUGCACGUCGACGCUCUCACCAUUCGUUUCACCGGAUACUCUGUCUACGUUGAUACCACAGGUAGGUUCAACGCUAUCAAGCUCACCGAAUCGUCGCAGCAGCUCCUCCAGCCCCAAGGCUGUUCGUGCGCCGUUCAAGUGCUCGAGACGGCCGACCGAUCAACAUCUCCAGAAAAUGCAGCUUCAACUCCCGCUGGCGUCAUUGCAGGUCAAGGGGUCCUCAGAUAUGAAACCGAGUUCGACCUCUCCAUUCCCGGCUGGCUGCCCGCAUCUCAGCGAUCACGUUUCGGUGCCACUUUUUAUUGCGUUCAGGCAACUGCCAUCGUUGAGGGACAUGCCAUCCUUUCAGCUGUCUCGGCCUUUGACGAUUUCGCCAGCAACGAUCCGCACUCGAUCGCGAACCUUGCCAGAUCGCUCGAGUCCGAACUUUGCGAUUCUGGCGACACCAAACCCGUUGUCGCUCGAAAGGAAGUGACCCCUUUGCAUCAUUCCACCAACGGCCGCGCCAAGAUCAAAAGCACAUGGCUCAACAAGACCGCCAAACAGCUGCAGCUUCGCACUACGAAAAAGUCAAGUGGCCCUGAAGCAGAGGCAAGCGGUUCCGUUCCCAACAGUCGUCGCGGAUCCGGCUUCAAGGACAUGCUUCAGAUUCCGGAUGGCGACGAUUCGCCUUUCACAAAGGUGACCGAGGCUUGCAACAAGCUCUUGCUCGAUGGGAGGCAUUCGGUCCAGAGCGAAUGUCUCAACAUCUUGGUGAGACGCUGCAGAGAUAUCGUUCCUGUUCCCGUUGCAAGGCUUGCUAGACUCGCCACGGCCAGUCAAAUGCUGCGCGAUCCCGGCACUGCUCCUUCCCUCUCUCAAAGCAUGAUCGCUCUUGCCAGACUGCAAGAUGACUCUGACCUCAACGCUCGCUCGCAGCACACAUCGCCAGCUGCUUGCGCCGGUCACGACCGGCCACACAUGUCGGCCUCCGCAUCAACGCCAAUUUUGUCAGGAGCCGCCGCUUCUGUGACCGUGUUGGACGCUUCUCUAGACCGCGCAAUGCCGAACGCAACCGUUUCCAACACAAGUGAGCUUGCCCCAGAUGCUGAUGUCUGCGUUCGAGCCCCGGCAGCGCUUGCUCCCUCGCCCAGCAUCGACACACAUCCGAGCACCCUGGCAAUGGAUGCAGCGGCUCGACGUGUAGAGCGCACAGCGAGUGAGGCUUUGCAGACCGAGUCAAGCGGUAUCAUGCCGCACGCUCCGAGCGCCUUUGAUGUUUGUCAAGAUCCCGCCAAGGUGGCCGCAGCGUCAUCUGCCCUGACUGCAUCGGCAACGCUGCCCAACUUGCCCCAUUCAAUCAGUCGCGUUUCGUCGCUGUUUGACUCUCGCUUUGGAAACGCCAACUCGCCACCCCGCACAUCGUCGCGCGCCGUGCCCAGUAAUCGGUCGUGUGCGCCGCUGCGACACUUUGUACAUCGUCCAACUCUGCACCUGCCUUCCCAGCUUGGAAUCACGCCCGACAAGGAUGCCAACGGCGGUCUCAACUUUUCCUUGACGCUCUCGCUGCCUUCGCAUGUUCAUGUCACGGGACCAAAGAGCGACGUGCUCAGCUUUGGUGUUCAGAUCGAAGUGGGUCGCACUCGAGGCUGGGAUGCGUUGAAAAAGUGGGGCGGUCUGCGCCUCAAGGACAUGGAGCUCGUUUGUCUGCAGACCGAGAGGCACAGUUCUAUGCCCUCGCGCUCCUUCUGUGCUACGUUCCCCGUUCCACCGCUGUCCAACACGGUCGACGCCGCUGAUCUGCCCGUUGUGACGUAUGCACCAAAGAUGCGAUCCUCUGCAAGCAAUUCGAAUGAUGCGCAGCUGGCGGCGGAGAAGCGUCUCCGUCACAGCUACGAUCGAUCGCUUGUUCUGGGCCACAUCGCGUUAGCCAAUCAAGGCAAAGCCCCGCAUCCGGUCGAGAACAAUGUUGAGCGUAUCCGUACCACAAUUGUUGGGCCACCUCCGUUUGUGCUUCGGGCUCGUAGACACGACGCUUCGGCCGAGGCAAGCGGCGCCACACGCAAGGGAAAGAGUCGAGCGGGUGACAUUGCGACGGAGCGGCGGAGCGGGUUUUCUCGAAGCCCUUCACGAAGUAGUCCAGCAGCGUCUGGUGCCAACACGCCUGAUUGCACUUCGCAGAGCGCAGGAGUGGGCAGUCUCAGAGCCGCUUUUGCACCUGCUGCUCAAGUCAACACCGGCUCACGAGCGAGUGUGAUGCAGCCUUUGCCGCGUACACUGGCUCGAUCCACCCAUUUCAGUAGCUCAUCGUUGCGCCAGGCUUUUCAAGGCAACAACGGGUCUGGAACGAUGCAGAACCAUGUUGGCGCUUCCGGCGUGGCAGUAGCAGGUGGCUCGUCGCCUAACGCCCCCGUCGGACGAAGCAGACGUCCCAUUCCAUUUGACCGUGGUGCGGCAAUCACCUCUGAGACGACAAGCCGCAGUAUGCCCCUGCAGGGGCUGUCACCAAAUGCGGCUCUGGAUGCCGAAGCCUCCAACUCGUCGGGCAGUGCACAUAAUCUCCGGGGUCCAGUGCACACCGAUUCAAGUGAUCGGAUGGGUUUGAAUGCGUCGGAAUCCGAUAGCCAGUCAAGAGUUGGGCUAGAGUCACGCGUCACGGAUACGGGUGUCGAUUCGAUGGCCAACACCGCAUCAGACUCUCGGCCGACGCGAGGACCGAGAAGAAGCCGAUUCGAGACGGCCAUGAACCGGCUCUCGACGUUUGCGAGCUCGAUGCUGGAGCAGCCGAAUGAGGCGUCAGCUGGCGGAGCGGGCGGGGAUGCGCGAGGCAGUACUAGCGCAACUGUUACGCCACGAGGCACGUUAUCAGCCGGAGCCGGAGCUGCAGCUGCUAGCCUGCGUGCUACAUACGCGUUCUCUGGCGACGACGCCGAAGGCGUGGAUCUGACCAAAGGUCGCGUCCGAAUGACGAUCAAUCUGCCUCUUGUUUCUAGCGACCUGGACGUAGCGCGCAGAGUAGGUAGUGCACAGUUGAUUCCAGACUUUGAAAGCGCUUAUGUGCGCGUUCGACACAAACUCAAGGUGAAACUUGGAUUCGGACUCAAGUCAAACGUUGCAUCGGGCCAGGACGGCGAAGAUUGGGCGCAGGCGCUGGUGAUGUGCGUGCCGGUGCGCUUCACAGAAGCGCCGCCCAAGGAGGUGCAAGAUCAAUUUGGACCAGUCCCGGUAGCAACAGCAUGCACGCAGGCAGGAGGCAUGUAUGCAGACGUGAACAGAACAACACGCGCCACAGAGUCAACGUCGGAGGCUGUCACAGGUGAGCAUGUGGCGGAAGCGAGCUGUGAUGCAACGUUGCCAGUGCGGUUCGCAGAACCGUUGCUGCCUGCAUAUGCACAGUUGUUCCGCGACGACGGCUCGCGCCUUGCAGAUGAGGGCGAGGAUCUUCCGCGGUAUCCAGGAAGGAUGUCGGUGAUUGGCGAGAUUGACGAAGAUGGCGGUUCUGGAGCAGGUGCACGGAAUGCGGAGCAAGCUGAGCUGAUUGGCAACUCGAUCGAUACCUGCGCAUUUGCGCCGGCACAAGACGUGGAGGACGAGGCCGAGGCAGCAGUUGGCAGCGCAAUAGAGGGUUCGGCAAGCUUGUGGAGAGGCAAUGUGGAGCAUGGCGCGCGAGGCCGAGCAACGAUGAUGUUACCGAGAAGCUCGAGUCUUGGACACAUGUCGAUGCGCAUGGACCGGGCCACGAGCGUUGCUAACGAUGGGCGCGUGCCAACGCAAGCGUCGUCAUCUGGUGUAUUUGGGCAUGCGUCUACACGUUUCCAGCCAUCAUUGCUGGCGACGAGUCGGAGCGUCACGUCCUCGGCGUUUGCGGAACGAAGCAGCAGUAUGGCAGCCACCAAGUCGCGCGUGGGAUCAUCAGCGUUUGAUCCGCUGCCACCUGAACGUGGCAUGCGACGACGGUCUGCGACGACGACGUCGAUGAUCACGUCGAGCCGCAUCAUGCCCGCCGAGGUGCUCGACGAAGCGCUCGUGACCAGCGCUCUGGACGACGAAGAAGAUCGCAUCGACGCAUUGCAGCCUUCGUUAACACUCGAUAGCCUGCACGCACGCGAUGUGCAGCAGACCAUGCAUGCGAUCGGUCAAGAUGAAGACGACGAAGACGACGAAGAUGACGAAGACGACGAAGACGACGUCGAGGUCGGACAAGUGCAGUUUGGAGUAACUGACAACCAAGAUGACGAUGACGAUGGCGUCGACAGCGAAGCAGAACACGCUGCAAUCAGCAUGCACAUCCAUUCAGACAGACAACUCAGCGCAAGCGAAGAUGGCCAAGAUGGCGAAGCUGAUCAAGCCAACGCUGAGGUCGGUAUGGCAUUCUAA